This is a messenger RNA of Scomber japonicus (chub mackerel), 5638 nucleotides long. Its product is annotated as oxysterol-binding protein-related protein 2-like. Gene Ontology annotation, molecular function: cholesterol binding. Gene Ontology annotation, cellular component: membrane; cytosol; intracellular membrane-bounded organelle. The record is from RefSeq and is a predicted model, not a curated record. NCBI's taxonomy places the organism in Eukaryota, Metazoa, Chordata, Actinopteri, Scombriformes, Scombridae. Bases 409 to 1827 code for a protein of 472 amino acids. The transcript is spliced from 14 exons.
CAAAAGGCAGAGAACAGAGUGGAAAGAAAAAAGGGGGAAUUAAGAACUGAAACAGUAAGUCCUUUUGGGGAUUUAACCAGGGAGAAAUUAGUGUGCAGGUUUCUAACUUGCUCAGCAAAGCCAAAACCACAGACUGAACUCAUCAGCUGUCAACCAAACAGCAGAUUUGCUCUGAUCGACAUUCCCUGGUGUCAGUCUUCAUUUGCUAAACCAUCCGGCAAGAAAAAAAAAAAAAAAAGAUCCUCUGGACAUCGAACAAAUAUAGUCCUGUUGCUGUAGUGAAACUCCAGAGGGACCUUGAUUGACAGGUCUCCCUCCAGAGGAACUCUGAGGGGCUGCCACCAGAAGAGACAUGUGCUAGAAGUUGAACAUCUGUCCUGAACGACUGGUCGGCUUUGACUCUAGAAGAUGAGCAAUGAGGAUGAAUUCUACGACGCCGUCACAGGCCUAGAUUCGGACGAGUCGUACGAGGGGGUGUCGGAGGCCAGUUUCAAAGAUGCACUGGUGUUUGACAGCAGCAGCCAGAAGAAGAAUGGAUCAGUGCCACAGGAGAAUGGCAUCAAGAAACACAGGACAUCGUUACCUGCUCCCAUGUUUUCCAGAAACACUAUCAGUGUUUGGAGUAUCCUGAAGAAAUGCAUCGGACUGGAACUUUCCAAGAUCACGAUGCCCAUCGUCUUCAACGAGCCUCUGAGCUUCCUGCAGAGAAUCACAGAAUACAUGGAACACACUUACCUCAUCAACAGAGCCUGCUCGCUGUCCGACUCCAUAGAGCGCAUGCAGGCAGUAGCUGCGUUUGCUGUUUCAGCAGUUGCGUCUCAGUGGGACAGAACUGGAAAACCCUUCAACCCUCUGCUGGGAGAGACCUAUGAACUCACCAGAGAUGACCAGGGUUUCCGGCUGGUAUCGGAGCAGGUAUCCCAUCAUCCCCCAGUCAGUGCCUUCCAUGCAGAGAGCCUGCGCGGGGACUUCGUCUUCCACGGCUCCAUCUACCCCAAACUCAAAUUCUGGGGCAAGAGUGUUGAGGCUGAGCCUAAAGGGACCAUCACACUAGAGCUACUCAAGCACAACGAGGCGUACACAUGGAGUAACCCAUACUGCUGUGUACACAACAUCAUCCUGGGCAAACUAUGGAUAGAGCAGUAUGGUACAGUGGAAAUAGUCAACCACAGCACCGGAGACAAGUGUGUGUUGAAUUUCAAGCCCUGUGGGAUGUUUGGCAAAGAGCUGCACAGAGUGGAGGGAUACAUCCAGGAUAAGAGUAAAAAGAAGCUCUGUGUCAUCUAUGGGAAGUGGACCGAGUGCAUGUGGAGCGUGGACCCUCAGGCCUACGAGUCCCACAAGAAGUCAGAGAAGAAAGGAGACAACAAGAAAAACAAAAAUGAGGAGCAGGAGGGAGCGGUGAAUGAUGAUGCAGAUGACAUGCCUGAAAUCCAGGAGACAGUGGCUGUGGUACCAGGAAGCACUCUGCUGUGGAGGAUAGACUCCAGACCAGCACACUCUGCUACGAUGUACAACUUCACCAACUUUGCAAUGUUUCUCAAUGAGUUGGAGCCUGGCAUGGACGGCAUUUUGGCUUCCACCGACUGUCGCUUCAGGCCUGACAUCAGAGCCAUGGAGAAUGGCAACAUGGAUGAGGCCAGUCAGGAGAAAGAGAGACUGGAGGAGAAACAGAGAGCUGCCAGAAAGGAGAGAGCCAAGAAUGAGGAAGAGUGGUCUACAAGAUGGUUCCAGAAUGGCACCAACCCGCACACCGGCUCCCAGGACUGGAUCUACAGCGGUGGCUACUUCAAUAGGAACUACCAAGACCUGCCCGAUAUCUACUGAUAGCCUGCCAGCCUUCACCCUCCUCCUCCUCCUCUUACUCUCCUGUAACCCGCGGUGAUCUACCUGCCUGUCAAAAGAAGUCGGAGAGACAUGUUUAAGAAUUCGUUUAAACCCACCUUCAUCUUACUGCCUUCAACAUCACCUACUUUCUCUGUAAACUUCCCGACACACUCAGCGCAUUGAAAGGACGUACAAAGGAGCCAAAUGCCUGUCACUUGUUUCAAAAACAGCAGCUUGCCUUGAUGUCUAUUGAGUCUUCAGGUCUUUUUUUAACAUGUUAAGGACUUUACACCAUCUUCACUUCAGUCUCAUCAUCUCUGUGUGAUUUCUCUCAACUAACGACCAGCAAAUGUCUCCCAUCUCUCUGUCCCAGCAUCGUUUAGAGCACAAUAACCAUCUUCUUCCUGACCAGUCCCAGUGGGAGAGAGUUGGUCCGAUCUGAAUGUGUAACGUCUUUACAAUCAAACUCUCUCCUCUGAGGAACCGCCAGCUAAGCCUCUGCAUUUUAAAACAGUCACAUGGGUCAUCAGAGAGUAAAAACAACAUGAAAGUAGGACAUCAUAAUCACAGCGAUUAAUGGACACGGAGGGACACCCAGUCAACGGGGAAAUCAGGGAUGUGAAUGCUCCUUUGACUGAAGAUGGAUCAUGAGGAUGAAUUUUUUUUUAUUUCUUUUUGGAAACUUAAAGACACAAACACUCAAAAAAAUCACAUGGAUGUGUUUUGAGGAACAAAAUUAUAAAGAUUUAUUGUGUAAUAAAUAUGGUAACCUUGGUUAGGACCAAUGAAAUAGAGACAUAAGCUCAUUACUGUCCAUGUGUCAUAUCCCUAAAAUGUUAGGUAUCUACUAUUACUGUCCCAUCACACUCCACUUCAUCCAUUAAUUACUAGAAAACUGAUGUUUCCUCGACAGCAGAGUGGAAUGUUUAGCUUGAUUGGAACCAGACAAGAAACCACAUGUGAUCUGAUGUUUUCAUUUGUAUUGAAACAUAAGAAGAAAAACAGACCUUAAUGUUUGAAUGUUUCUGUGCUGGCUUCAGAGUCAUAGCUGAUACGAAGAAAGCUCCACACAAGUGCAAAAAAAAAAAAAAAAAAACUGAUUUAAAUAGAAGUAACUUGUAAAUGCAGCACUUUGCUAACCAGAAAUGAAAUGUGGAGGAAAAAAAGAAGAAAAAAAACAACCCACCCCCCUCCCAAUUUAACACCAGUAACAACUUGAUCAAAUCUGUGCCUGCAUGUGCAUGUAAAUCUGAACCCAGAAGACUAAAGUUACCUCUACAGAGUUCAACCUCCCACUGAAUGAUUUUGACGUUUAAAGCAGAUGUGUAAUCCCCAAAUUAGACACACUGAGAUCCCUGAACAGUUAUUAAAUUAAACAUUAAACAUUCAUUGUGUGAAUGAGUGUGUAAAGAAUUACAGACACUUAAAGCCAUAUUAACGACAGAAGAGUGGAUUUGCUGUGUGAGUGACAGGGAUUUGACAAUGUUAACUCUCAACAUUGAUAUUUUUAUUAAUCUUAUUGUCACUAUAGCAUGAUUUUAAAAAAAAAAGAGAGAAGAAAGCAUUACUCAUGUGGGUGUAAUACAAUGUAACACGCUGCAUUAUAUAUUCUGCUCUACGCCUAGGUUGAUGAAUGUUAGUGUUGCUUUUUCAGCUGAUGCUGAUUGUAGUGAGGAGGAGGCAACAGAUCAUCAGCACAUCAAGUUUCAUUUUCAAACUAAAUUUAAUAAGAAAGAAGAGAAAUGCACUGUACUGAACGUUAGCACAAAUAUGAUUGUUGACAGUUCUCCAGCUGAUGGAGUGAUAUUUAGGUUUUUUUUUUUGGAGCAGAACUCUUGAUGUACACAAACUUGUCACUCUUACAUCUCACGCCGAGUUUGCUUUUUCUCUGCACAUUUUCAAUCAUGUUAAGAACAUUGCACCCAGGAAAUAUUUGGACUUUAGCUGCUCUAUAGAGUCAUCUCGUUGUUAUGGUAACUUUAGGUAGCUGACUCUUAAGUAUUGUGUGUUUCAUUCCAGCUGAGCAGGACUCAAACUUCCACUCCAAGCUGAAAUCAUGCAGAUUACAAGAUUGACUGGACACUGAACCACAUGAAAAACACCUGAAGUACAAACAACACAUUUUACUUUCAGUUUAUAAAAUGUUUAUGAAAUAUUGGUGUUUAAUUUGUAUUAAUAACCAGUGAACCCAUAUUAUAGAGCAAAUAAAUGUAUAGCUCCAAGCAUGGAUAGAGUUUAAAAUCCCCAUCUAUUGGUUCGCGGUUCCUAUUGAAGCAGAUAGGAACAAUUAUUAAAGUUUUUUUUUUCAAUGGGUCUGGCUCAUAUAAAACCUUAGUUCACCUCACAUCAGAAUGUUAAGUGAAAAUGAUGUAUACACAAAACCUGCAGACCUGUUUGCACUGGUGAAAAUGUGUCUCCAACUGAAUAAGCUGUUCUUUUUUUUAUUUUAAUAGAAAAUGAUAGUUUCACUUCUUUUCAAAUAACAUGUAACAGAGAAAGUGCAGCAAAUCUAAUGUUAAUGCUGAGUUUGAAAUCUCUCCAGAACCUUUUCAGAAGUCUUCAGAACACAACAUAUGUACAAAAUACACACACACACAUUUUCAGCAGUGCAUUUAGGAUCUAUGAUGUAUUCCACAAUGACUCUAUGCAACUUUUGCACCUCAUGUCAGAUUUGUUAUUGUACAGUAGCUUUACAUUCCCCUUACUCCCAACAACAACACACACACACACACACAACCUCUGCUACACACAAGUGUCUCCAAAUAAUGACUUUGCCUUCAUAGUUUAUCUUAAUAUAUUCCAGAUAUUAGGAAAUGAUUAUAACUUGUCGAGCUGCUUGGCACCACAGCCAUGCUUUUGUCACAUCUUGGAUCAACUUAACUUUUCAUUUGUUGUUAUAUGUAUGUCCGUGUUAUGCUUAGUGCCUGAGUUUUUAUGUUUCCCUUUUCUCCUUAAAAAAAAAAAAAAUUCAUGUGCGUUAUUUAUGAUGUUUGAAGUUUUAUGACUUAUGAAUUCUGUGGUGUCUUUGUUUUCCUCUUCUUUUUCUUGUAUAGCCAAUUCAAACAGCCUUAAAUUUGUCUUUUGCUAACAAAUCUGAAGUGUUUGUAGAAGAGCUGGGUGGAAUCAGUUUGAAGAGAAAAUUCAUUCACAAGCUUAAACACUUGUACAUUUGUCUUUGCCUGUCAUAUCUGUUAGAUUUACUAGCCAACACAGUAUGUAGGUGCAGGCUUUGUGUUCCCACUGCAAAUUCUUUUGGCUGCUAAAAUCCUGAAUUUGGUUAUUUUUCUGCUUUUUUUGUUGUUAAAAUCGUAUUAAUAAACACUACUCAAGUCACACUGUUGCAGUCGGGUGCAAAUUGUCCAUGUGGAAAAAGUAAAGCUUUGCAUGUAAAAGUAAUUCCAGCUGGUUAAAAUGGUACAUAUGGAGCGGUCACAUUCAUCCGUGCUGAUUCAGACUCGACCUGUUACAAAAACUAAUGUCAUUAAAGUAGAUGUAGGUUUUAUGUUUGCUUCCAGUGUUGCUUAUUUCUUUUAGAUUUGACCCUCCUCCUCUUGAACUGUAUCAUGUUGUUGUCAAUGUUAUGUAUGUGUACAAGUGCUGCACAGAGGUAAUCACAAGCAAAAUGGCAUAUUAUUUUGUGCAACUGAUUUAUUUUUAUAGUAUUUAAACCGUUUUUUUUUUUGGUGAGAAUAUUGUACCAGAUGUUUUAUUUGGAGGUGGGGGACUGUAAGGGGGUCGUAUCCAUACCGUGGACAGCUUGGUAGAUUCAUGAAUGGGGAAAAUGUCUACUAAUAAAAUCCUAAUUUCAGUU